Lacerta agilis (Sand lizard) is the source of this 2919-nucleotide messenger RNA. Its product is annotated as dynamin-1-like protein. Gene Ontology annotation, biological process: mitochondrial fission. The transcript is spliced from 17 exons. Bases 55 to 2073 code for a protein of 672 amino acids. Gene Ontology annotation, cellular component: mitochondrion; cytoplasm; membrane. Gene Ontology annotation, molecular function: GTP binding; microtubule binding; GTPase activity. The record is from RefSeq and is a predicted model, not a curated record. Lineage: Eukaryota; Metazoa; Chordata; Lepidosauria; Squamata; Lacertidae.
CCGUUUUCUUUGCUCCGUAGGGAGGAGCACCUUUCCCUCUGCGCCUGCGUCGCCAUGGAGACGCUCAUCCCCGUCAUCAACAAACUGCAAGAGAUCUUCAACACGGUGGGAGCCGAAGUCAUCCAGCUGCCCCAGAUCGUGGUGGUUGGUUCCCAGAGCAGUGGGAAGAGCUCUGUGCUGGAGAGCAUUGUAGGCCGGGACUUCUUGCCUCGUGGCUCUGGCAUUGUCACACGCCGGCCUCUCAUCCUGCAACUGGUGCAUGUCCCAACACUAGAGGAGAGAAGGCGGACAGCCAGUGGAGAAAGCGGUGUCCAGGCUGAUGAGUGGGCCACCUUCCUGCACUGCAAACACAAGACUUUCACUGACUUCAGCGAGAUUCGGCAGGAGAUUGAAAUCGAGACAGAGCGGACCACUGGGACCAAUAAGGGAAUCAGCCCAGAGCCCCUGUACUUGAAGAUCUACUCCCCACAUGUACUCAACUUGACACUAGUUGACCUUCCAGGAAUCACCAAGGUGCCCGUUGGGGAUCAGCCCCACGAUAUUGAGGUUCAAGUACGGGACAUGAUCCUGUCCUACAUCUCCAACCCAAACUGCUUGAUCCUGGCUGUGACAGCUGCCAAUACAGACAUGGCCACAUCAGAGGCACUAAAGCUGGCACGUGAUGUUGACCCUGACGGGCGAAGGACACUGGCUGUGAUCACCAAGCUGGACCUGAUGGAUGCUGGGACAGAUGCCAUGGAUGUGCUAAUGGGUCGGGUUAUUCCCGUCAAGCUGGGCAUCAUUGGGGUGGUCAACAGGAGCCAACAUGAUAUCAACAGCAACAAGAGCAUCAGUGAGUCCCUCCAAGAUGAGCAGGGCUUCUUGCAGAAGAAGUACCCAUCGCUUGCCAACCGAAAUGGCACACGUCACCUGGCUAAGACUCUCAAUAGGCUGCUGAUGCACCAUAUUCGUGACUGCCUGCCUGAAUUAAAGACCCGGGUGAAUGUGCUGACAGCCCAGUACCAGUCUGUGCUCCAGAGCUACGGGCAGCCCAUUGAGGACAAGAAUGCCACCUUGCUUCAGAUCAUCACCAAAUUUGCCACCGAGUACUGCAACACAAUUGAGGGCACGGCACGCAACAUUGAGACAUCUGAGUUGUGUGGAGGGGCCCGGAUGUGCUACAUUUUCCAUGAGACGUUUGGUCGCACCCUGGAGUCCAUUGAUCCUCUGGCUGGACUUACAAUGCUGGAUAUCUUGACAGCCAUCCGAAAUGCCACCGGACCCCGUCCAGCCCUCUUUGUCCCUGAAGUCUCCUUUGAGCUACUUGUGAAACGUCAGAUCAAGCGCCUGGAGGAACCAAGCCUUCGCUGUGUGGAGCUGGUGCACGAGGAGCUGCAGCGCAUCAUCCAGCACUGUUCCACCUACAACACGCAGGAGCUGUUGCGUUUCCCUAAGUUGCAUGAGGCGAUUGUGGAGGUGGUGACGGGAGUCCUUCGCAGGAGGCUGCCCAUCACAAAUGAGAUGGUGCACAAUCUGGUUGCAAUUGAACUGGCCUACAUUAACACCAAGCACCCAGACUUCAUUGACACAGCUCUCGUUUCUGCCUCAGUGAGCAGUUCUAAGACUGAAUCUGUUCCAGAUGGUGCCCGGCGAUGGAAAAGUGAAAAAGUGGAAGAACCUAGUGCAGAUGACAGACCCAAGGGGUCCUCACAGACCUCAGUCUAUUCCAGCCCUAGUCGGUCCCAUGCAGUCAACCUGCUAGACACGCCCAUGCCUGCUACACGCAAACUGAGCCAACGUGAACAGCGAGACUGCGAGGUCAUCCGCCGGCUUAUCAAGUCCUAUUUCCUCAUUGUGCGCAAAAGCAUACAAGACAGUGUCCCCAAAACAGUGAUGCACUUCCUGGUGAACUAUGUCAAAGACCACCUUCAGAGUGAACUCGUGGGCCAGUUGUACAAGCCACAGCUCCUCGACACGUUGCUGACAGAGUCUGAGGACAUGGCUCAGCAACGCAAUGAGGCUGCCAAUAUGCUCAAGGCAUUGCAAAAAGCCAGCCAAACUAUCUCAGAAAUCCGUGAGACUCAGCUCUGGUGAGGGGAACCCACUGCUUCUGAUGGCUCCAACCCACUGAGUACCAUUCACCCAGAGCCAUGCCAGCAUUCAUUUCUGAGCCUUCUGGUGCUGUUUCCCAAUUGGAGCGGAGAGGUCUUGAGCCCUCUUUGGUUCUGGCCCAGAGCAAGAGCCUGUCUAGUUAAGCAUUUGGCUGGUAACACUGUGGAGCCAGCAUCUCUGUGCUGAACUGAAGCUGGUCCUCACCCACUGCCUCGUUGGUCAUUCAUGCAUUUCCAGCCUUGCUAGUCCAGUCAGUAUUAAAUUACUGUUUUUGUCCACAUUUUGAAUUCCUUCUCUCCACAGCUGUAUCCUUAAGUCAUUGCUGGUUUGGGCCAGUCUUCAUUCUUGGCAGCUUACGUGCAGGAGAGCUUACUUCCAUCCCCAAAUGUUGGUGCAUUUGCUAAAAAUAUGAAGUGAAGCAAUUUGUUUAUGUGUGUCUGCCUGAGCACUAAGCAGACAGUGGUGUGUAUGUGGAUCUGCUGCUGAAUGUCUUUAAUCUUCAUUACUGCCCUAAAAGUGAUUGAUGCUGGCUAGGUAGAGAAAUAGUCACAGGUAACUUUGAAGAUGGUCAAAACUAUAGAGGUGUGACAUCAACUGUUGCAGAGCAGAUGAUAAGAGAGUUGCUUUAGAGGGAGAUCUAGCCUUAUCUUUUUCCAGGAGUUGUGUGCAAUAGUGCCACAUAUUUGGGGGCACUACCCAGUCCUAGUUGGCAGGAAAGGGGAGACACAACUUCUACACAACCCCAAGUUUGCAUGCACCUCUGAGCCAUGCAGGACCCAGGCUUGGCCUGCUAGUUUCCUGGAAUAAACUUGUGUACUGUUACAAAUG